AUGGCUGAUGCAUCGGGCAAUGCGCUCAAGCGUCCUCACCCUGAGGGUCAACACGACAACUCCCAGAAAAGGACCCGCUCCAACCAUGGGUCGCCAGCACCAGGUCAAGGAGGUGCUGCCCCGGGCAAGCCAGAUGUUGCGAAAAUAAUGGCAGAAGCAAGGGCAAAGGCAGAAGCUGUACGCGCACGUCUACAAGCACACGGUAGCUUACCAGCGACCCCAACACCACCGCCUGCACCUUCUGCAAAUCCUCCUCCACCACCACCACCCGCUCCUGCGAUGUCGAAACUAGAACAAAUGAAAGCUCGAGUUGCUGCUGCUACUCAACGAGCAAGUGUACCCUCUCAGCCGCGACCCAGUGCACCCGCAUUAUCCUACCAACCACCGGCGCAUGACGAUGAGGGCAUGUCGAAGGCUCGCGGUGGUCUGGAUGUUGGCCUUCAUCCCGCGCUUCUGUCUGAUGCUCCACCGGAAUAUCGUGGUGCAAAUGGACGGCAGUCUAAGCCAAAACGUGCUGGUGGGCCUCAGCUUGAUCUGUCUGGUCCGUCCGCCGAGGAAAUCAGGAAUAAUCCUUACUUCGACCCCUCUCUCAACCCCAAAGCGACUAUUGCAAAGCCCCGACAAACCCGAGAGCUCCUUUUUAAUCAAAAGGGCAAAUACAUCCAACAGGCAGCGGCUCUACGCAGACAAGCACAGCUAGAAGCUAUGAAGAAAAGAAUUGCAGAGAAAUCGCGACAGGCCGGACUUGACGAGGAUAUGGAUGUGGAAAAGGCAUUCCUUGUUCCUGCUCCACCCGAUGUAGAGUGGUGGGAUGCAAGAUUGGUUAAUGGCAGCGACUAUGACGCAAUUGAUAACCCGGAAAACAUCAAACUUGAUACCCUCAACAGCUAUGUCCAGCAUCCUAUCGAGCUCGAACCUCCUCAAGACAAGCACAUGCCUGCACAGAAGCCUAUGUUCCUUACCCCGAAAGAACAAGCCAAGAUUCGACGACAGCGACGCAUGGCAGAUCUGAAGGAACAGCAAGCCAAGAUCAGGUUGGGACUCGUGGAAGCACCGGCUCCAAAGGUCAAGAAAUCCAAUCUGAUGCGGGUUUUGGGCGAGCAAGCUGUGAAGGACCCCACGGCCGUGGAAGCUCGUGUGACCAAGGAGAUCGCAGAUCGGAAAGCAGCGCACGAGCAGGCAAAUGAAGACCGCAAACUGACCAAGGAGCAACGGCGCGAGAAGUUGGAAGCUCAGAAAGAGAAGGAUGCCUCUUUGGGCAUAUUCCAAUCUGUGUAUCGAAUUGACAGUCUGGCGAGCGGCCGGAACCGCUUCAAGAUCGGCAAAAACGCAGAACAAAAUAAUCUGACGGGCAUGUGUGUCAUGCAUCCCCGGUUUAACCUGGUGAUCGUUGAGGGCGGCCAACACUCUAUCAACAAUUAUCGAAAGCUGAUGCUGAACCGCAUUGAUUGGACCGAAAACCCUGGAUCCGAUCGAGUGCCUGCAGACAGCCCUGAAGCUCAGGUUUCCUGGUUGUCCACUGAAGAUGAUAAGGGAGAGCCCCGGGAUUUUAGCGCGAACACAUGUAAUCUCCUCUGGGAAGGACCGACCAAAGGUCGGGCCUUCAGGAAAUGGUUCGGUGCUCGUAUCUGUGAGACCGACUCUGCUGCCAAAGCAGCCCUGUCCCGAGCCAAGAUGGAGAACUUCUGGACACUCGCGAAGAGUGCCAAGCCAGCUGAAUAUUAA
Penicillium roqueforti is the source of this 1725-nucleotide messenger RNA. RefSeq names its product U4/U6-U5 snRNP complex subunit PRP3. Gene Ontology annotation, cellular component: U4/U6 x U5 tri-snRNP complex. The transcript has a single exon. Gene Ontology annotation, biological process: mRNA splicing, via spliceosome. The record is from RefSeq and is a predicted model, not a curated record. The coding region runs from base 1 to 1725 and encodes 574 amino acids. NCBI's taxonomy places the organism in Eukaryota, Fungi, Ascomycota, Eurotiomycetes, Eurotiales, Aspergillaceae.